Molecule: messenger RNA, 1620 nt
Organism: Hyaloscypha bicolor E
Lineage: Eukaryota; Fungi; Ascomycota; Leotiomycetes; Helotiales; Hyaloscyphaceae
Product: DnaJ-domain-containing protein
Exons: 1
Coding region: 269-1378 (369 amino acids)
Biological process (GO): cellular response to misfolded protein
Cellular component (GO): endoplasmic reticulum membrane
Molecular function (GO): Hsp70 protein binding
Source: RefSeq, a predicted model, not a curated record
CAGCUGAACAACUCCAAUCAUGAAGCUGCCACUAUGCAGUGCUACAUUGGGAAGACUCCUCUGGUUCCACUCAGUUCCUUCAGACACCGCGAUUGAGCGGCUCACCAAUAAUAGAACGCAUUCUAGAUGGAGUGCGGCACGGCGCCCAGACACGCAUCCUGCCUGCAGUUGGAUUGCCUCCCCCAACAAAGCAUCCGAGGCUCCCAUGUCAGCACGCUUCCAUUCUCAACUCACUUUUUCAAUGCUUUCUUAAUCUUCAAAUAUUCGCAUGGCAAGAGCUGUAGUGACCGAGGAUUAUUAUUCUAUUCUGGGAGUCUCUCAAUCUGCGACGUUGGCUGUUAUCAGAGAAGCCUACAAGAAGUGCGCCCUGAAGUACCACCCAGAUAAGAAUUUGGACAAUGGCGAAGAUACAACAGCUGCUUUCCAGCUUGUCGGGUUAGCUUGGGAGACUUUGAAGGAUGCGACGAAGCGCGCGCAGUACGACGGAGAGGUUUAUGUGAGGCUGCCAAAGCCAAAGAGGAAGCGAGGGAAAGAUACCGAGGUUGAGGCUGAGGCUGCUCGCGCCAGAAGGAGAAGGGAAGAAGUUGAUCGCGAUGCGAGGGCUCGGUGGUCUGCUACUGAAUCGAGUCAAUCGACCGGUGAAGGACAAGCCCAAUUUGAGGAAGAAGCUGCACGCUGUGAGAUGGCUCGACAAUGGCAGGCCAGCGCUCGAGAGGAUUACCUAUCUCGACUUCAACAAUGGACUGACUUUCGGAAAGGACACUUACAAGCUGUCCUUGAAUGUCAGCAACUGAUUGAGAAGCAUCAAUCGAAUUUGGAUAUUCAGAACAAGGAGGAUGAGGAAGAGGUCGCUCGGAAAAUCCAAGAUGCAAUCGAGCGGUCCAGAUCGUCAGGCCUCAAAAUCGAAAACCAUAACGCCACCCUUUCGAAAUUGCUCGAAGCUAGACGGAUAUACACCGCUCGACUAAUUAAGUCCAUUGACGAUGCCCGAAAAAAACUUAAUGAAUUACUGCUUGUGCUGGAGAAUGACAGACGACGGUACGAGAGCAAAGAAAACAGGGUCCGAGAACAGAGAGUCCGAGAGGCCUUGGAGAUCCUCGGUCCUCGCGAUUUGCAUCCUCCGUUGUUCAGCAUCAUCGACAGACGUGGACAGGCAAUCAACAACUGGAAAGCUCUUUCCAGGGUCAAAUGUGCCACCAAUUUCCGCACCUCGUUUGAGCCAUCGGAAGGCCCAUGGCACCAACCUGGAGACUUGUGGGAACGUGUCGUGGGUGAGCAUAUCUGCGGCAGAUGCGAUCGACGUGCCUUUCAUAUUAUCCCAGAGUGUGGACUGGCGAAGUGCCUCUGUGGAAUGAUUGCGUGCACAAGUUGCUUCUGAGAUCUCCAGCUUUUGAGAGAAUAUGCAGAGUUCAUCACAAGCACCGAUUCCCAGGGUAAAGAGUCGAUAUUCGCGCUCGACUUUGAUUCAAACGGGAGGCCGAGAGGCUUUUGGAAAGGCAAAUCGGACUAUUUUGGAUUUGGUUGCGAGUAUGAUGGAUGAAUGUCUAGUGCGGCGUUGGCGUGUUAAGGACAGUUUCCCGAAGGAGAUUACGUGUCUGAAGCACUUUGACGGGAGCUUUU